UACCAGUACGUAUGAUGAGUAGGUAACUUAUGACGAGUCCCAUGACAGACUCGACCAGCAGGACCCACCCGGUGGACAGCGGAUGGGCUUGGGUGGUUCUUUUCGGAUGUACCUGCAACUUUGCCUUGAUUGUCGGGACGAUCAAAUCCUUUGGAAUAUUUUUUAUCGAGUUUCUGGAGAUGUUUGACGCAAGCGUGUCGAUGACGUCAAUGAUAGCAGGAUUGAUGCAGGUGACAUACAGUUUCUUCUCUUUACCUAUCAUGACGAUAGGCCUUCGCUACACGAGUCCUCGUCAAUCCGCAAUCUUUGGCGGAUUAUUCGCAACUUCGGCCUACGCACUUGGAAGUCUGGCCCAAAAUGUCAACUUCCUCCUUUUCACUCACGGAAUAUUGUUUGGGAUUGCUUUUGGAUGUAUUCAUGGACCGAGCGCCUAUGUUAUCGGGCAAUACUUUGAGAAGAGACGUAGCUUAGCUAAUGCCUGUGUGACAGCGGGUGGUAGUGUUGGCGGUCUCGUACUUCCACCGACAUUCGAGAUCCUGAUUGAGACAUAUGGUCUUCGAGGUGCAUUACUACUCACAUCAGCAAUCAUCUCACACACACUGAUUGGUGCCAUGUUGUUGCGUCCAGCAACGUCUUACAGUCGACCAAAGAAACCAGACAUUAGUGUUACAAAUAAAAAUACAGAAACAGUUGGUCUCAUCGCUAGUGGUCAAGUCGAACAUAUCAAAAACGAGUCACCACAGUUGUCCAAGAAGGUCUAUUUAAGAAACUUUCCGAUCACUCAAUCAAAUUUAACAGAAAAUGAAGCUGACUGUCAGCAAAAAACGUUAGAGCACUCACAAAGUCCUUUUGGGAAAUGGCCUAAUAGUGAUGAUAAAAGAGAUUCCAAUGAAGGUAAUCAUGACAAAGUUGCAGGAUCGAAUAUCAUCGCCGUGGAAUCUCAUGAUUAUGUUGAACGCAUAGAACAUUUCAAAGAACAGUCAGACGACACAGACGUCGUUUCUCUGGCUUCUGAAUCAAACGGAACAUUGAAAACAGCAAGAAAGGAUGCGCGAUAUAGCUCAUUUGCUAGUCAUGCAGACCUGUUCACAGCCUCUUUAACAGAUGUUUCUCAAAUGCAGGCUUCUGCUGAUUUCACGGGACACCGAGCGAAUGAUGGGACAGAUGACGAGAAUAGCGAUAAACACUCGUGCUUGUCAGUAAUCCACAUCGAUUUCUCACUACUGAAGAAUCCAGUCAUGGUAAUGUUUCUGUUUGUCUAUUGCUUGGGAAGCAUAGGGUCGGCUUAUGGACAUAUCUACAUUGCGGUUCUAGCGCGCGAUGUUGGCAUUAGCACCAGCCAGAUCACGUUACUGGUUUCUUUGUUGAGUGGAUGUGACAUCGUUGGGAGAUUUAUCUGCGGCAUUGUUGUUGAUAGAAGGUGGAUGACCAGUUCAGGUGUCAUCACUCUGUCCGUCCUCAUAACUGGGAUUAUGAUGCAAUUAGCUUAUCUUUUUCAAGGUUUCUGGUCGAUGCUAUUUUAUUCAAUCAUCCAUGGCUUAUUUGCGGGAGGAAUUUUCGCUCUAACGCCAACCAUAUUAAUAGAUUUACUUGGUUUUGAGAACUUUCGAAGCGCUUUGGGAAUAGCAAUAUUUUCACAAGGAUUCGCGCUUGCUGCAUCUGCUCCUUUCAUAGGCUUCUUGCGGGACAGGACACAUACGUACGUCUCAUCGUUCCAAUUCAUGGGAGGCUGCAUGAUCAUAGCCGGGCUGGUGUUAUUACUAAAACCAAUCAUCAUUCGACUGGUAUGUGGACAGAGAAGCAAUGAUGAACAAAGUGUGCCUCGUACUUAACAGAAAACACCUUCUAGCGUGGCGAUACUUGAUUGUUAAUUCAGUAAAAUAGCUGUUUAAUAGGCAUGUCUUGUGUGAUCUAUAAAUAAAG
Pecten maximus is the source of this 1923-nucleotide messenger RNA. Its product is annotated as monocarboxylate transporter 14-like. The coding region runs from base 30 to 1832 and encodes 600 amino acids. Lineage: Eukaryota; Metazoa; Mollusca; Bivalvia; Pectinida; Pectinidae. Gene Ontology annotation, molecular function: monocarboxylic acid transmembrane transporter activity. Gene Ontology annotation, biological process: monocarboxylic acid transport; transmembrane transport. The transcript is spliced from 5 exons. The record is from RefSeq and is a predicted model, not a curated record.